AUGGCGAAACCUUCCGUCUCUAAUGCCAGCGCUCCGGCCACCGGCCACUCACCUGGAAAAUCAACCGUCGCUCCGGUGAAGCUCGAAUCCGUUUCAGAAUCACCGCCGCAGUGCCAAUUGCAACCUCCGAACCCUCAUGUCAAAUCCGAGCAGGUCGAAUUGAAUGGCCUCCCAAUUGUUACGUUACCACCGCAGCAACCCGAGCAGCCCACCAGGUCCCGGGUCUUGGAAUCAGUACAAGGAUUGUGCAAUCUAUCUUCCGCCAUUCGAGAAUUCAAGAGCAGGUUCGACGAAUUGGAGAAGCACCUCGAAUUGAUCCGGACUGCGAUCGAGAGUCGCGAGCAGCAGCCACAUGGUCAACUUGACGGCGAUGGCGCUGCUCCGGCGAGUUCCGAGUUACUGCAUCUCUGCGAGACGAUGUGCGGCAAAAGUCUCCGAAAGUAUAUCAUCACUCGCCUGGACUACGUCUAG
Molecule: messenger RNA, 471 nt
Organism: Linum tenue
Lineage: Eukaryota; Viridiplantae; Streptophyta; Magnoliopsida; Malpighiales; Linaceae
Source: the annotation of a GenBank genome assembly